UUUAAUCUACAAAAUAAAAGUCACCGGAAGUUGGUUCUCCGUUUGUAAACACAUGGCCUGUAGCUGUCGCAGGCUGACGCUCAAUCAUGCCAAAACUCUUUGACUUAAAGUUCCCGGGAGGAUGUAAGACUCUUCCCGAGGGCUUCUGGUCGGCCGUGGACGUGUGGAUAAAGAAACCUCACGUCGUCAACAAGCGUCUGUGCGGCGUUACGGAGACGGAGGGUGAAGAUGUGGACCGAGAGGCUCUGCGGUUCCUGCUGCAUGAGCCUCAACUCUCCCACCAGGUGUUCUCCUUCCUCACCUGCGGGGUUACACCUGCGCAGACGCACGACAAGGACAAACCCUGGUCUCACAGUGUCAGAACAAUCGUCCCUAAAGUCAACUGUUACGGGACAAACGUGCACAGAGAGGUUGUACUCAAAGACUUUGGGAGACAACAAGUCACCUUUCUUCCGUUUGAAGAGGAUUCAGAGGGGCAGGUGUCUCUAAAGAGGGGCAACAUUUAUCAGAUUCAGCUCCUCCAUCGGGACUGUGAGACAUGGGCCUUGGAGCUGCAUGCGCUGACUCCAGACGCGUGGUUCUCUGAUGGCGUGGCAUACCCGAAGCUGCCCUGGCUGUCCACCGACCUGCUGCCUAAGCUGGUGCGCUGGGCCACCGAGUGCAGGAGCAGCGAGUUCAGGAGCACCUUGUCUCUGCUGCCGGUGCAGAAAUACAGCGUCAUGUACCAGCAGCUGAAGGAGAAGUACAAGGCCAUGGUCAAGGUUUGGCCUGAGGUUACAGAUCCUGAGAAGUUUGUCUAUGAGGAUGUUGCCAUAGCUACAUAUCUCCUUGUGCUGUGGGCUGAGGAGCGAGCAGAGAAAGGUCUGACUGCGAGACAGUCUUUUGUGGACCUGGGCUGUGGAAACGGCCUCCUGGUUCACAUACUGACCAAUGAAGGGCAUCCUGGAAAGGGCAUCGAUGUUCGGAAGAGGAAGAUCUGGGACAUGUACGGCCCCCAGACUCUGCUAGAGGAAAAGGCAAUUACUCCCAGCGAGAGCUUCUUAUUCCCGGGUACGGACUGGCUGAUUGGGAACCACUCAGACGAGCUCACACCGUGGAUCCCCGUUAUAGCAGCCAGGUCUUCUUACUCCUGCCGGUACUUCGUCCUCCCCUGCUGUUUCUUCGACUUCUAUGGAAAAUACCAGAGACGCCAGUGUAAGAAGUCUCAGUAUAAGGAAUACAUCGACUUCAUCGCCGAGGUCAGUCGAGUCAGCGGGUUCGAAACAGAGGAGGACUGCCUGAGAAUACCAUCCACCAAACGGGUGUGUCUGGUGGGAAAGUCGAGAAACUACCAGCUACCCGACGAGGCGGAGGCAGAGCAGCGGAGAGCUUAUUAUGUCGAAAGCCGCCAGACCACCACUGGGGUCACAGUUCAAGGGUCAGACAUCAGAAAUGAUGGGAGCUAUUGCCAUGGGAACAGAGACACUGAUAGGACCCCCGGGACCAGCUGGGGAGCCGGGUUCCAGCCCAGAGACAGGGUUGAAACGGUUCGAAACUGCGCCAGUCUCCCGAGGGACUUUGUCGACGGUGUAGUCCUGCAGGUUGCUAAUGUGCUUCUGGGAAUGACUGAGGAUGACAGCAGGGGGUCCUCCAGCGACUGGAACCGAGGAGGCAGCCUCUCGGUGAGCGAGGUCGCCGGGCUGUUGGAGCAGGAAACCCUGCAGCUGCUGAAGAAGGAGUGCGGAGGCCUGCAGACGCUGCUUAAGAACAACCACCAAGUCUUUCGAGUGGAAGGAGGGAGGGUGUACAUAAGAGACUGGCGGGACAGGAAGUCCUCCAGGGCGGAUACCAAACGGAAGCCCGUUGCCCCCGGUGCCAUGAAAACUCGUCCCUGCUGGUUUUACGACCACCACCCUCAGCGCUGCCCCCUGCAGGCUGAACACUGUGCCUUCGCCCACGGACCUGAUGACCUCCGACCCUCAACGAGACCUCUGAAGAAGAUAAAAAACGACGCCUUUCAGUUUUGAUCAUUCCUCCUGAACACUCUAAUUCAACUAAUUUGUUUAGUUGAUUUUUAAAUGAACCACUUUUCUAAUUACCAGCAUUCAGUGGGUCCAUCAGCGGUUUAACCUGCUGUGAAACGUCCCCUCAUUGAUCCCUGCAGCCUCAAAGAGGAAGAAGUUCAGGUGCAGGCAGUUUUAUUAAUGCGGCGUUGCAUCAUUUCAGCGUCUUCUUUCAUCUGUUUGAUGCCUCCUGGUGCAGCUGUAGGUUUCACUGCUGGAGCUCGCUCACCUCGAGGUUAUGUUGCCUGCUGAAAUUUAAUUUCAGGGGAUUAUUUUUUCUGUCUUUUUAUUUAUUUAAGAAGUGGACUUGAGGAGUAAAGCUCAGAAAAUUGUAGACUUCCUGUAUAUUAAAUGUAAUUUCAAGCUA
Messenger RNA from Dicentrarchus labrax (European seabass), 2409 nucleotides. It is a transcript of the gene trmt44, whose product is annotated as tRNA methyltransferase 44 homolog. Gene Ontology annotation, molecular function: tRNA (uridine) methyltransferase activity; metal ion binding. The record is from RefSeq and is a predicted model, not a curated record. The coding region runs from base 87 to 2006 and encodes 639 amino acids. Gene Ontology annotation, biological process: tRNA methylation. The transcript has 11 exons. NCBI's taxonomy places the organism in Eukaryota, Metazoa, Chordata, Actinopteri, Moronidae.